AAAAACACUUUCUAAACCAAGCUAAAAGACAUGUCGCGUGCCCCCAUCCUCCUCCUCGCUCUCCUCCUCUGCGCCGCCGGCGCCGUCGCGGCCGCGGCCAAGACGACCGUGCCCAAGUUCCGCGAGGCGCCGCACUUCACCAACUCGCCCGCGGCACGGUGCCCUCCGCUGCUAGCGUCCUCUGGCGCGGACGCGGCGUGCUCGCCCGACGCGGCGGUGCACGUGGCGAUGACGCUGGACGCGUCCUACCUGCGCGGCACCAUGGCCGCCGUGCUCUCCGUCCUGCGCCACGCCUCCUGCCCGGAGUCCGUCUACUUCCACUUCCUCGCCUCCUCCUCGUCUGGAUCAACGCCCCCGGCCGAGCUCGCGGGCGCCGUCCGGGGCUCGUUCCCGUCGCUGGCGUUCCGGGUGUACCCGUUCGUCGACGAAUCCCGCGUGGCGGGGCUCAUCUCCGCCUCCGUCCGUGGCGCGCUCGACCGGCCCCUGAACUACGCGCGCUCCUACCUCGCCUCAACCCUCCCCCACUGCGUCCGCCGCGUCGUGUACCUCGACUCGGACGUCAUCCUCACCGACGACAUCGCGUCCCUCGCGGCCACCCCUCUCCACGCGGACGCAGCGGUCGCAGCACCCGAGUACUGCGGGGCCAACUUCACCGCCUACUUCACGCCGGGGUUCUGGGCGAGCCCUUCGCUGUCGUCCACGUUCCGCGGGCGCGGGCGCCGCGCGUGCUACUUCAACACGGGCGUCAUGGUGCUCGACCUCCCCCGGUGGCGGCGCGCCGGGUACACGGCGCAGAUCGAGGCGUGGAUGGAGCUGCAGAGGCGGGUGGUGCGGAUCUACGAGCUCGGCUCGCUGCCGCCGUUCCUGCUGGUGUUCGCGGGCCGGAUCGCGGCCGUGGACCACCGGUGGAACCAGCACGGCCUCGGCGGGGACAACUACCGGGGCCUCUGCCGCGGGCUGCACGCAGGGCCGGUGAGCUUGCUGCAUUGGAGCGGGAAGGGUAAGCCGUGGGACCGGCUCGACGCGGGCAGGCCGUGCCCGCUCGACGCCGUCUGGGCCAAGUACGACCUGCUCCGGCCGGACGCCGGGAUCGAGAGCUUGUGAUCCAGAUCGCGCUCCACGUUUUUAGGUCGGUUUAAUUAGGAGAGGUCUGCUUCCAAAAAAAUAUAGGAGAGGUCUAGGGGAUGGGUUCGUUCUUUUGUUGAUGUUGUCAUCAUCAUUUUGACACGCUAGAAUGUAUGCCAAGUGUACAUAAUUCUGUGUUUGUUAGACGAACAAUAGAAAUGGAUUAGCUACUUUCUCAAGCA
This is a messenger RNA of Brachypodium distachyon (stiff brome), 1307 nucleotides long. RefSeq names its product probable galacturonosyltransferase-like 1. The record is from RefSeq and is a predicted model, not a curated record. Gene Ontology annotation, cellular component: Golgi apparatus. The transcript has a single exon. Bases 31 to 1104 code for a protein of 357 amino acids. Lineage: Eukaryota; Viridiplantae; Streptophyta; Magnoliopsida; Poales; Poaceae. Gene Ontology annotation, molecular function: glycosyltransferase activity.